AUGACAUCAGCUGCAACCAUCGAGUUUUACUUGGCGGAGGAUGAACAUGCUCUCAAAUCACUAACUCGCCGUCUCCAUUCACCAGAGAAAUAUUGAAAGUUGAGGAAAUAUUCUAGCCACAUGGCCCCCAAAAAAGAAGAAAAGAAGGCGACCAAGUCGGCCGCCGGGACUGCCGCUAAGAAGGAGAAGAAACCAGCCGCCGCGACCACAACUCCAAAGCCACCCAAAACUCCAAAGGAGAAAAAACCUAAAGUGAAAAAGGUUAAGGUCAAUUUGACGGCGCUUCAAAAACGACAGAAGAGCAAGCAGAAGAGGAGACAACUUGCGAUCAAUGCGGCUCUCAAAAUCCAAAAGAAGGUAAUCAAAGUUGCUGAUGGGGAAAGGAAACGAGUUCGCAAGAUCCGCCCCACCAUCCAGUUCAAGCGACCAAGAACUUUCCGCCCCCCAAGGAAGCCCAAGUUCCCAAGGAAAGCCGCCCCACGUCGUUGUCGUAUGGACGCCUACAACGUGAUCCAAUACCCUCUCACAACCGAAUCCGCCAUGAAGAAGAUCGAAGACAACAACACCCUCGUCUUCAUCGUCCACCUGAAAUCUAACAAAUAUCACGUCAAAGCCGCCGUGAAGAAACUGUACGAAGUCGAGGUGGAAAAAGUAAACACGUUAGUCCGACCCGACGGCAAGAAGAAAGCCUACGUCAGACUCGCCGCUGAUUUCGACGCGCUCGACGUUGCCAAUAAGAUAGGAAUUAUUUAAACUCUUUAACAUAUACUUUUUGGUAAUUAAAGUUGGCUAAAUAAAAAUGUAAAAGCUAAA
Molecule: messenger RNA, 813 nt
Organism: Folsomia candida
Lineage: Eukaryota; Metazoa; Arthropoda; Collembola; Entomobryomorpha; Isotomidae
Product: 60S ribosomal protein L23a
Exons: 3
Coding region: 121-753 (210 amino acids)
Biological process (GO): ribosomal large subunit assembly; translation
Cellular component (GO): cytosolic large ribosomal subunit; ribosome
Molecular function (GO): structural constituent of ribosome; rRNA binding
Source: RefSeq, a predicted model, not a curated record